AUGGGCCGGGCGGGCAGGGUGCUGCGGCUGCUGGCGCUGCUGGAGCUGCCCUGCUGCCUGCUGGAGCUGCUGCUCGGGGACGCGGCCCGCGGGCAGGAGAUGUACGCGCCGCACUCCAUCCGCCUGGAGGGGGACAUCACCCUGGGCGGCCUCUUCCCCGUGCACGCCAAGGGCCCCCCGGGCUCCCCCUGCGGGGACAUCAAGAAGGAGAACGGCAUCCACAGGCUGGAGGCGAUGCUCUACGCCCUGGACCAGAUCAACAGCGACCCGGAGCUGCUGCCCAACGUGACGCUGGGCGCCCGCAUCCUGGACACCUGCUCCCGGGACACCUACGCGCUGGAGCAGUCCCUCACCUUCGUCCAGGCGCUCAUCCAGAAGGACACCUCCGACGUGAGGUGCACCAACGGCGAGCCGCCCGUCUUCGUCAAGCCGGAGAAAGUAGUUGGAGUGAUCGGGGCGUCGGGAAGUUCCGUGUCCAUUAUGGUGGCCAACAUCCUCCGGCUGUUCCAGAUCCCACAAAUCAGUUAUGCCUCAACCGCCCCCGAGUUGAGCGAUGACAGGCGCUAUGAUUUCUUCUCACGGGUGGUUCCUCCAGAUUCCUUCCAAGCACAAGCAAUGGUGGACAUUGUGAAAGCUUUGGGAUGGAAUUAUGUAUCCACUUUGGCAUCUGAAGGGAAUUAUGGAGAAAAAGGAGUCGAGUCCUUCAUGCAAAUUUCCAGAGAGGCAGGCGGGCUCUGCAUCGCCCAGUCCCUGAAGAUCCCCCAGGACCGCCGGGACAAGAGCAUCGACUUCGACAGGAUCAUCCGGCAGCUGCUGGAGACGCCCAACGCCAGGGCCAUCGUCAUCUUCGCCAACGACGAGGACAUCAAGCAGAUCCUGGCGGCCGCCAAGAGGGCGGAUCAGGUGGGACACUUCCUGUGGGUGGGCUCCGACACCUGGGGCUCCAAGGUGAGCCCGCUGCUGCAGCAGGAGGACGUGGCCGAGGGAGCCAUCACCAUCCUGCCCAAGAGAGCCACCAUCGAGGGCUUUGACACCUAUUUCACCUCCCGCACCCUGGAGAACAACAGGAGGAACGUGUGGUUUGCCGAGUACUGGGAGGAGAACUUCAACUGCAAGCUGACCAUCACUGGCUCCAAGAAGGAGGACACAGACCGUAAAUGCACAGGGCAGGAGCGCAUCGGGAAGGACUCUCACUACGAGCAGGAGGGGAAGGUGCAGUUCGUGAUCGAUGCCGUGUACGCCAUGGCCCACGCCCUGCACCACAUGAACCGCGACCUGUGUGCCGACAGCGCCGGGCUGUGCCCCGAGAUGGAGCACGCCGGGGGCAAGAGGCUGCUCAAGUACAUCCGCAGCGUCAACUUCAACGGCAGUGCUGGCACCCCAGUGAUGUUCAACAAGAACGGGGACGCCCCGGGGCGCUACGACAUCUUCCAGUUCCACAGCAGCAACACCAGCACGCCCGGCUACCGCCUGGUGGGCCAGUGGACAGAUGACCUCCAGCUCAACAUCGAGGAGAUGCAGUGGGGAGGCGGGGUGCGUUCCGUGCCGCCCUCGGUGUGCAGCCAGCCGUGCCGGCCGGGCGAGAGGAAGAAGAUGGUGAAGGGGAUGCCGUGCUGCUGGCACUGCGAGCUCUGCGACGGCUACCAGUACCAGGCCGACGAGGUCACCUGCCUGCUGUGCUCCUACAACGAGCGGCCCAACGAGAACCGCACCGGCUGCCGCUCCAUCCCCAUCAUCAAGCUGGAGUGGCACUCGCCCUGGGCCGUCAUCCCCGUCUUCCUGGCCAUGCUGGGGAUCGUCGCCACCAUCUUCGUCAUGGCCACCUUCAUCCGCUACAACGACACGCCGAUCGUGCGCGCCUCGGGCCGCGAGCUCAGCUACGUGCUGCUGACGGGCAUCUUCCUGUGCUACAUCAUCACCUUCCUGAUGAUCGCCAAGCCCGACGUGGCCGUGUGCUCCUUCCGCAGGAUCUUCCUGGGGCUGGGCAUGUGCAUCAGCUACGCGGCCCUGCUGACCAAGACCAACCGCAUCUACCGCAUCUUCGAGCAGGGCAAGAAGUCGGUGACGGCGCCCAGGCUGAUCAGCCCCACCUCGCAGCUGGCCAUCACCUCCAGCCUGAUAUCGGUCCAGCUGCUGGGCGUCUUCGUUUGGUUCGCGGUUGACCCGCCUAACAUCAUCGUAGAUUACGAUGAGCAGAAAACUAUGAACCCCGAUCAGGCCAGAGGAGUGCUCAAAUGUGACAUCACGGAUCUACAGAUCAUUUGUUCCUUGGGUUAUAGCAUUCUGCUCAUGGUGACGUGCACUGUGUAUGCCAUCAAGACUCGGGGGGUCCCGGAGAAUUUUAAUGAAGCCAAACCCAUUGGAUUCACUAUGUACACUACCUGUAUAGUAUGGCUUGCCUUCAUUCCAAUAUUUUUCGGCACUGCCCAGUCAGCCGAAAAGCUCUACAUCCAGACCACCACGCUCACCAUCUCCAUGAACCUGAGCGCGUCGGUGGCGCUGGGGAUGCUCUACAUGCCCAAGGUUUACAUCAUCAUCUUCCACCCCGAGCUCAACGUGCAGAAGCGCAAGCGCAGCUUCAAGGCGGUGGUGACGGCGGCCACCAUGUCCUCGCGCCUGUCCCACAAGCCCAGCGACCGCCCCAACGGCGAGGCCAAGACCGAGCUCUGCGAGAACGUGGACCCCAACAACUCCAUACCAGCAGUAAGAAAGAGUGUUCAAAAGUCUGUUACUUGGUACACUCUUCCACCUACUGCAUAGCUUUUGCCUGCUUUCCAAAAAGGCCCUGCUGCAAAAAAGAAGUACGUGAGCUACAACAACCUGGUGAUCUAGGCCCAGCCGCCGUGGGCCACGGGCCCGCCCGCCGCGCUGAGCUCCCCGCACGGGG
This is a messenger RNA of Hirundo rustica (Barn swallow), 2887 nucleotides long. It is a transcript of the gene GRM7, whose product is annotated as glutamate metabotropic receptor 7. Lineage: Eukaryota; Metazoa; Chordata; Aves; Passeriformes; Hirundinidae. Gene Ontology annotation, biological process: G protein-coupled glutamate receptor signaling pathway; regulation of synaptic transmission, glutamatergic. The transcript has 11 exons. The record is from RefSeq and is a predicted model, not a curated record. Gene Ontology annotation, cellular component: membrane. Gene Ontology annotation, molecular function: group III metabotropic glutamate receptor activity. The coding region runs from base 1 to 2760 and encodes 919 amino acids.